GGCCGGGCGGCCGCGAGGGUCUGGAGGCCGCGAGGGGCACAGGGCGCGGCGGGCGCGCGGCUCCCUGGAGCGCGCAGCGGAUCCCGGUGCAAGAAAUUGGCCAGGCUGCACCGACAAGCAGGCGGGAGGGAGGGAAGAAGGAGGAGGAGGAGGAGGAGGGAGGAGGAGGACGGGGAGGAGGAGGAGGCCUGCUGCCGCCGGCCCGCUCGGCUCCAGGGGCUGCCGCCCGCGCAGCGCACCCUGCCCAGGCCUCCGAUGCCCCGGACCGCUUCCGGACCCGGGGUGCGCUGCAUCUUUCGGAGGCAUAG
Molecule: messenger RNA, 308 nt
Organism: Prorocentrum cordatum
Lineage: Eukaryota; Dinophyceae; Prorocentrales; Prorocentraceae
Source: the annotation of a GenBank genome assembly